This is a messenger RNA of Drechmeria coniospora, 942 nucleotides long. RefSeq lists its product as uncharacterized. Bases 1 to 942 code for a protein of 313 amino acids. Gene Ontology annotation, cellular component: cytosol. The transcript has 2 exons. Gene Ontology annotation, biological process: TOR signaling. The record is from RefSeq and is a predicted model, not a curated record. Lineage: Eukaryota; Fungi; Ascomycota; Sordariomycetes; Hypocreales; Ophiocordycipitaceae.
AUGCCACCCACCUACGCAACCCUCCCCCUCCAGCCUCGCACGACUCCUCCGUCGAGCGCGCAGCCUCCGCGCAAGGCGCCGCCCAGGAUGUACCACAUCACGGAUCCAAACGAGCCCCUGCCGAGCCCAAACGCUCUCGCCUCGGCGACGACGUCGCACACCCAGCAGCGCUUCCGCAUCUCGACCCGCAAGCUGCCCAUCUCCAAGUCGGCUGCCAUCGACGCCCUCUCGGACAGGCUGGGGAUUCCCCUGCCCGAGAUGAUCUUUGGCGACAAUCUCGUCGCCGUGACGCAUGUGCCCUCGGGCUGGACCCUGGCCUUCAACACGCCCGACGCCCUCGAUGCCGUCGACAAGACCGACAAGAACAUGCUCCGCGUCGCCUACGCCCGGGACUGGGAGAGCACCCGUGAGGGCACGACUCGCACCAUCAAGGAGGUAGUCAAGCCCUACGACUGGAGCUACUCGACGACGUACGCGGGAACCGUCGUCGACGCCGGCCGCUCCAAUGCCUCCUUCGGUCCCACCGACCACCAGAUCCCCAUCGAGCUCCUGAAGCGGCGCGACCCCAUCCUCUUCUUCGACGAAGUCGUCCUCUUCGAGAGCGAGCUCGACGACAACGGCAUAUCGCUCUACUCGGCCAAGCUGCGGGUCCACGAGAAGCGCAUGCUCUUGCUCUGUCGCCUCUUCAUGCGCCUCGACAACGUCCUCAUCCGGAUACGGGACACGCGCGUCUACAUCGAUUUCGAGACCGAUCAAGUCAUUCGCGAGUAUACCGCCAAGGAGGCCGCCUUUGCCGAUGUCCAAAAGGCGCUGUUCAUGUCUGGGAGACUUCCCGACGCCGUCACCGUCGGUCUUCGGGACCCGAACGUACUGGACCCUCUGCUGGCAGUUGUGCAUCACAAGACGGAGAUCAUCAACCUCGGCCCCGCGUUGUCGGCAUGA